CCACUUGAUACCUCCAUCUCCUCUUCUUCUCUUCUUACCUUCCACCAGAUCUCACUCCCCACAAUUCAAAAUUUUCUCCUUUUCCUGAGAAUUAAUGAAAAUUUCCAUAUUCAUCUAUUUGCUGGGCAAGAGAAUUUUUAUUUGGAUAUUUUUUUUUUUUUACUUUUACUAUAGUUGUUGUGUAGUUGUUGUAGUUACAUGACAGCUCCUUACAAACUUAGAUCCCAUAGUCGUUUCUUCUACAUUGACACUUGCCUUAAGAGGGGGGCAAAGAAAGGAUCUGGAAAGAAAAAAAUCUCAAGAUUUGUAAAUGGGUGCGAAGCCUUCAAAGAUCUGAAAUUUUAAGAGGUAAUAAUUAAUGAAUCAUUAAAUUCUCAUCUUCUUUGGUACUUACUCUGUUUCUGUGUUGUCUCACUAUAUAUAUUUAAUACAAUUAUUAUUGCUUGUGUUUUUGCAUCUUCGAAUUGGGCAACUAAUUUGCUUUGACAAAUGCUAUUCUUUACAUGUCCUUGAUUUUAGCUCCUUCUGUUGUCCUGUUGUGUUAUUCUGGGAAAUUUUUUUGUCUUCCUGUGAGUAAAUUUCUGUUUGGAUAAAUUCGGGACCACAAUAGCACAAACUUGGAGACUCUCUUUAUUGGGACUCUCUUUGUUUCAUGAUUCUGAUUUUCUAGUUCAUGUUGUUAAGUUUAGGAAAAAUGGAUAGUGAACUUAAAAGCCAGCUAUCAAGAGAAACACAUAUCUUUAGACUUCAGGUCUGGGAAGUAAUUGGAAUAGCUGUUGCAUUGAUCAUCAUAGCCAUACUAUCGGUUCUUUCGUUUUGUCUUACUUCGGAAAAGAAAUCAAGAAGAUCAAAAGCCGGACUUCCUGUUAUACGAAUCCCUCAAGUCUCCAAGGAGAUCAAAGAAGUAAGAGUUGAGCAUGUCUCAGCAAGUAACUUUGCUCCUCGUGAAGGCAUUCUUCUCACAAUCCAGGACAAAAACAACAAAGACUCAGACAAAGUCUUGGUUCAUUUGGAUAUGGGGAAGAAGCGAAAGAAUGGUGCAAGUAGUUGUAGCCGGCCAGGCUCGUUUCACUAUCUAGAGAUGAUAGAUAAAUAUUCUGAGUCAGGUGAAGAAGUUUCUGUAAACCAACCUUCUUCAUCAUCAUUGUAUAACAUUGCAACUCCAUCUCCAUUGUCUGGUUUGCCUGAGUCUCAUCUUGGUUGGGGCCACUGGUUUACAUUGAGAGAUCUUGAAAUAGCAACUAAUAAAUUCUCAAAGGAGAAUGUUAUUGGUGAAGGAGGUUAUGGAGUUGUUUACAGAGGGGAGUUGAUCAAUGGAACGCCUGUUGCAGUUAAAAAGAUUCUUAAUCAGUUGGGACAAGCUGAGAAAGAGUUUAGAGUUGAGGUUGAUGCUAUUGGUCAUGUCCGUCACAAGAACUUGGUCCGUCUUCUUGGUUACUGCAUUGAAGGCACUCACAGGAUAUUGGUUUACGAGUAUGUUAACAAUGGAAACUUAGAACAAUGGCUUCACGGAGCAAUGAGACAACAUGGUUACCUAACUUGGGAAGCGAGGAUGAAGGUUCUCAUCGGUACAUCGAAAGCCCUUGCAUAUCUGCAUGAGGCAAUUGAGCCAAAAGUAGUACACAGGGACAUCAAAUCAAGCAACAUACUGAUCAACGACGAAUUCAACGCAAAGGUUUCAGAUUUCGGACUUGCUAAAUUGCUUGGCGCUGGGAAAAGCCAUGUGACAACACGAGUUAUGGGAACAUUUGGGUGA
This is a messenger RNA of Thlaspi arvense, 1756 nucleotides long. NCBI's taxonomy places the organism in Eukaryota, Viridiplantae, Streptophyta, Magnoliopsida, Brassicales, Brassicaceae. The record is from the annotation of a GenBank genome assembly.